Penicillium roqueforti is the source of this 672-nucleotide messenger RNA. RefSeq names its product putative DSBA family oxidoreductase. Lineage: Eukaryota; Fungi; Ascomycota; Eurotiomycetes; Eurotiales; Aspergillaceae. The coding region runs from base 1 to 672 and encodes 223 amino acids. Gene Ontology annotation, cellular component: mitochondrion; peroxisome. The record is from RefSeq and is a predicted model, not a curated record. Gene Ontology annotation, biological process: glutathione metabolic process. Gene Ontology annotation, molecular function: glutathione transferase activity; glutathione peroxidase activity. The transcript is spliced from 6 exons.
AUGUCUGGCAAGAUUGAUGCCUACAUUGACUGCGUAUCGCCAUACUCAUACUAUGCGACGCUUUAUCUACGAAGGAACCGUAAGGUUCUAGAGUCACAUGGGGUUGAGGUUGAAUUCCACCCGGUCUUUCUAGGCGGGAUCAAUGUUGGCUCAGGGAAUAAACCCCCCUGGUCACUCCCCGCCAAAGCAACGUAUUCCAAAUUCGACUCGGAGCGAGCAUGUAAAUACUUUGGAGUUCCGCAGAUCCAAACACCAGAGUUCUUCCCAAUCCUGUCAAUCCUGCCCCAACGAUGCAUGAUCUACAUAAAAAACCACUUCCCACGCGAGAAGUACGAAACAACCUUCCUGUCGCUGUGGGAGUGGAUGUACUACAAGGGUAUCGACAUCAGCAAGCCAGAAAACCUAACCGAGCUACUCCAGAGCAAUGGGUACUCUGAUUCGGAAGUCAGGGAGAUUCUGGCUGCGGCAUCAAGCCCGGAGAUCAAGCAGGCUUUGACGGCUAAUACGCAGAUUGCUCUUGAUAAGGGGGCUUAUGGCGCCCCGUGGUUUUGGGUGCGAAAUUCCGAAGGAAAAGGGGAGCCGUUUUUUGGUAGUGAUCGGUUUGCCUUCAUGUGGAUGUAUCUCGGGUUGCCGUUUCAGGAUAUUGCGAUUGCUGAGAAGUCGAGGCUUUAG